This is a messenger RNA of Dermochelys coriacea (leatherback sea turtle), 4420 nucleotides long. It is a transcript of the gene TXNDC9, whose product is annotated as thioredoxin domain containing 9. The record is from RefSeq and is a predicted model, not a curated record. The coding region runs from base 2008 to 2688 and encodes 226 amino acids. NCBI's taxonomy places the organism in Eukaryota, Metazoa, Chordata, Testudines, Dermochelyidae. The transcript has 4 exons. Gene Ontology annotation, cellular component: cytoplasm. Gene Ontology annotation, biological process: microtubule cytoskeleton organization.
GUGCGCACGGCGGCCUCUCACCUCGCCACCACCCUCCCUGGCGUGAGGCGGGUCAGCGACCGUCGGAGCCGCCAGGCACGAGCUGGGGCAGCGGGACGCGCGGACGAGGGGAGCGGGCGCCGCCGCGGGGGACUGUGAGCGGCCCGUCCUGUCCGGCGGCGUUUCCCUUCUCGGCCCAGGGACCCGGCUGCGGGCUCCUUUCGUGGGGGCGGGGCGGGGAGGACCGGGACCGGGACCGGGACCGGGACCGGCGGUUUGUCUGGGGCGGGGCGGGCUGGAGCCGGUGAAUGUAGCUGUUGCCGCUGGCGCGAGCCGCGCGUGCGCCGUAGGUCGUGUUUCGCUGCGGCCGCCCUUGCCGUGGGGGUGGCCCCUGGCCGGGGCGGGGGCUGACUCAGCCGUGCCUCUGCCUGGCUCGGGGCCCUGUCGCCCUACAGCCACGCUUGCUGGUGACGCUCCCCUCCCGCCCCGCGACAGGCCGGCGUUGCAAGGGGUAGCGGCUGGAGGGGGGCGGGCCUAUCACACGUUUAAAGGAACAGGCGGGCCUGUGGCACCUUAGAGACCAACACAUUUAUUCGAGUCGAUCGGUGUCGAUGACCCAGCCGCUCCCAGUCUCCAUUCACACCCAAGUUAACGGUGUCUAGUUUGCAUAUUAAUUAAUUAAUUAAUUCAAGCUCAGCCGUUUCUCCUGGGAGUCUGUUUUUGAAGCUUUUCGCUCGCGAAAUUGCCACACGUCAGGCACCCCCUCCUCACCUCCUCUGGUGGGAGGUGGAGCUGCUGAUGCUCGUUUUGGAACCUGCGCUCUGCCCCGUGGGCAGACUGUUUCGGAAGAGCAGGUCCGCUUCGUUUUGCUACUUACACUGUAGAUGGAAUCAAGCUGUGCGGGGCGUAAGGCAGCCAGCUUAUUUUAUAGCACACGUAGGUGGCUACUGGCUUGCAGGCUGUUCAGGUCCUGAGCUGAAUGGUCUCGUUCUCGCCCUGCUGAGUAAGCCUGUUACAAAACCGCCACGCAGCACUACGUAACUAGAAGUAAAGUAAAUAUGGAGCAUUAUGUGGAAAACUGAGUGAGUUCCUGCAGCUCUUUUUCCUCCUUAUUCCUGGUAUGAUGUGUGUCCAAAAUUCAACACAAGGGUGAUCUCCUCAGAGAAAGAGUGAGCCUAUGCUUCUGCCCAGAGCAGUCAGUUUCUCGCUCACAUGACAGGUGGCAGAUGCCUGUUCAGAUCCCUUCUGGUAGGGCAGAGGGGAGACUUGAACAAGGGCUCUCUCACAUCCUGGGUGAGUAUCCUAACCACUCUGCUAAAGAUUAUAAGGGAGAUCCACCUCCCACUCUUCCCCAGGCCGUUUGUGUGGCAUUAGGCAGCCUCUGCACACACUUACCAGUUCAGGACCUACAGGUGAGUUAGGUUCUCCUCUGCCUAUCUCCCCUGGUUUGUGGAUCUAGCUAGGCCUUAGGCACGAGAUAGGUAGGUAUCCAGACACCUACAGGGAGGCAGCAGUGCACAUGGUCACAGGCAGAAACAUAUGUAGGGAACUUCUACCCUGAAAACUUAGGCACUGAGUGAGUUUAGGCAACCUGCAGAGUUAGGCGGAAGCGAGGGUGUUGGUGUUGUGGCUCACAGUGAUGCCUAAAACUGACACUGAAGUGCCCUUUUUCAAUCUGGGCUUCCUCUCCAAGCUGAAUGUGCAAUUUCAGCAGCUGGCCUAGGGAGUCAGAGAAUAGGAUAUGACUGGAAUCUUUGUUUUUGUGUGUGUGUACGGUGUAAGUAUUGUCUACAGAAUUGUAAAUGCCCCUGAAGAAAACAGCUGUCUGCAUAUUAGUUCCUAAUGGGAUAGGCACUGUCUCUAUUUUCUCCACCCCCAGUUUUGCUACACAGCGCUCUAUAGAUAAGAGACUGGCCAGAUCAGGAUAUGAACUAAAGGCUUAAAAUAAGUAUUGUUUUAUGGUAUUCAUCUCUAACUUUCAUGUAUUAUAUUUUGCAGCUAUAAGGAGUGUAUUGAAUAGCCAGAAGAAUGGCUGCUGAUACAUCUGUUGAAAUGUUUUCAAAAGUUCUGGAAAAUCAAAUGCUUCAGACUACUAAAGUAGUAGAAGAACAGUUGGAUGCUGAGAUUCAGAAAUUGGACCAGAUGGAUGAAGAUGAAUUGGAACGCCUUAAAGAAAGGAGGCUUGAAGCACUAAAGAAAUCCCAGCAGCAGAAACAAGAAUGGCUCUCAAAAGGACAUGGAGAAUAUAGAGAAAUCCCAAGUGAGAGAGACUUUUUCCGAGAGGUCAAAGAGAGUAAAAAUGUGGUUUGCCAUUUCUAUAAAGAUACAACCUUCAGAUGCAUGAUAUUAGACAAGCAUUUGGCAGCACUUUCAAAAAAACACAUUGAAACAAAAUUCCUGAAAUUAAAUGCUGAAAAAUCUCCAUUCCUGUGCGAGAGAUUAGGCAUCAAAGUAAUUCCCACUCUAGCACUAGUAAAAGAUGGAAAAACGCAAGAUUUUAUUGUUGGCUUUACUGAUCUUGGUAAUACGGAUGACUUCACCACAGAAACCUUAGAAUGGAGAUUAGGCUGUUCAGACAUAAUUAAUUACAGUGGAAACUUGAUGGACCCACCUUUUCAGAGCCAAAAGAAAUUUGGAACCAGUGUCACAAAGCUGGACAAGAAAACCAUCAGAGGAAAGAAAUAUGAUUCAGAUUCUGAUGAUGACUAAAAGCUCAGCUAUAAAUCUUUGUAUAUCAUUUUUUGUUUAAGCUUGGUACAUUUCUAGGAAUGUUUUUAUAAAGACUAUUGAUUUCAGUAUGUUUCACAUAGUACUCCAUUUUUCUGUACAGUUUUUUAAACUGAUUCACAUUGGAAGAAAUUCCAACUAUUUGUUUGUCUUUGGAAGUAAGUUGAAAAUCUGAGCCCCUUUGAACCAGGUAUCAUCUGGGAACUGACCAUAAAUUUAAUCUGUUGUUUCAAAACAUUUCCAUAAUCUACAUCUCCUUAUUUUAUACCAUUUAUCAUAUUUUCAAUAAAGGAAACUUAGAGGCAAGAAUUGCAAAUGACUGUUACCGGAGUAGUGCACCUUAAAGCAUUGUUUUAUCUUAUAGUGCUCUAGUGUUAGCAUUGACUAACUUAACUACAUUGGACUAUAAAUUGUAAAACAGUCUUAGCUUUUGUAAAUUUUCAAGUCGAUUGUCAAAAGAAAUUCCCAUUUACCAAGUACGUACACCUCAUGUUGCAGCUGAGCCAGCAUGUAAUAGCACACAACAACAAGUGUACUGAAAACACCUUGCUUGCAGGGUUAUGUAAUAUAAAUUCUGUGGUUGUGAAUUUUAGAGCAGAUGCUUGUACAAGAGAUUAGGCAGGAUAAGAACAUCAGGAGGAACAAUGUUUGUUUUUAAAUUUGAUGCAGUACAUUAUAUUUUAUUUCAUUGUUGCUCUCCAAUAAUAGAUAAGGCCUUAUCUGAAUCGCAAGAUGAUCUUCAAAUAAUUGCGGCCGAGUUACAGACAAGACAUGGAAAAUUGCAGAAAAGUAGUAGGACCUUUUUUUUAAUGGCAGUAAUUUGGAAAAGCCAGAGUAGACCUAUUUCCUGGAACAAUAUAAACACUCAACUAUUAUGUAUGCCUGUAAAUUUUUUAUCUAUAUUACAUUCAUUUAAAAAAAAAAAAGUAACCAGUACCGUAUAAAAUUCAGAAGACUAAAAGUCUUAACACAACUGCAGAAAUCAAGUAAUCACUUUAGCCAUUUACAUAUUACAGGCAUUGAAUGUUAGUGCAGAACGCCCUGCAACAGUGAUCUCCUUCAUGCCCUGUCUGCUUUGUGAAACUGUACGCUCAACAUCCACAGAAUUAGGCAAGAUCAAUAGUGAUUGCUUUGCUGUCUCUGCUAACUCUGGAAAACGCUGUAGAACUGAAGAUCAUUUAAUGUAUUAAUGGGGGGAAAAACGUGUGUUGCAAACCUCAAAUGUAUGCAAAAUUGUGGACUGUGCAAAGUAAGCUAAUUUAAAACAAAAUUGCAGUGGAAGCCUAAUACUCGAAAGCUGCAAAUUCCACAAUAGUGCAAGUGAAGUAGGAUUUUAGUAAUAGAUGUAUUUUUUCAGAAGAGGUCUCUCUCUCGUUGGAGCUCUGAGGCUAGCAUGGAGUUCAGUUUAUCUAGCUGAAGAGUGGAUGGGUUUCUUCUUCAGUUUUUGCUAGUUCUUAAUUGCAGAGCAACUUAACACUAGUUCUUAAUUGCAGAGCAAUGCAAGUCCUCUUGGGGAAUAAAUGUAUGGCACUUCCAGCUCCUUUUUGGCCUAACGAGCAAGAUGAAGACUGGAAAUCUAACCAGUCUCACGUCUUAGGAGUGAAGAACACUUGCCAAUGGGCCAGCCCAGCAAUAUAUUUCUUUCAAGUCUGUAAAUCUCAAUUAUAUUUUGUUCCAAUUCAUGUACAUUGAAAUAAAGUUGUUUGAAUUCGGA